Molecule: messenger RNA, 3718 nt
Organism: Monodelphis domestica (gray short-tailed opossum)
Lineage: Eukaryota; Metazoa; Chordata; Mammalia; Didelphimorphia; Didelphidae
Gene: TIGD7
Product: tigger transposable element derived 7
Cellular component (GO): nucleus
Molecular function (GO): DNA binding
Source: RefSeq, a predicted model, not a curated record
AAUAUCCUUCUAUACCGGAGUGGGGCCUCUCCUGUGUUAGGUAGGGUUCAGAGGCUGGAGGAUGAGGGGAUGGUGUAAAUGCCACUGAUUACCGGGUUCUGCUCCGAUCCUGGAGGGUACCGGAAGUAGCUUGUCAUGUGGUGCUGGGUAUAGAGGACUGCUUCCGGGUUCUGCGGCUGUCUGCGUCCUAUUUUUACGGUGCUCAGCAUUUGGCUUUUUCGGUUCCUUUCCUAUGGGAGGGAGGGUGAGGGUGACUUCCAGUCGACCAGAAGGAUUUCUGCGAACCUUUCAGGCGCGGAGCCUCUCCUGUACAUGGAAUGGAAGACAACUAAAAUUUCCAUACCGUCAAGAGAACUAACAGAAGAUUUCUGAGAAACUGAAAUCACAGAGAGUGUUACCAGAAAGGCCACAAGAGAUUGUGCUAAAAUGAAGGAAAGACAGAAUGAAACCGUUGUGGAAAAAUCCCCUAGUUAAGAGACGACGUGAACUCACUCCCUCACAGGAGGAUUUUUAGAAUAGAUCAAAAAUUUCUGAGUUAAACCUUUAAGAGUGCCUUCAGUCCGCUAAAAAUUAUUAUCAUAACUAACUCACCAGAAGCUACACUGAAGAAAAAUUAUAAGUACCCCAAUUAUGAGAAGAAUUUUUCUUAAAUCAAGUCAGAGAAGAAAUCUUAUAAAUGUUCUGAGUUUGGGAAAAUUUUUUAAGCUUUCAGAUUUGGACACCUGAAUAUUACCAUAGUUCUGCAGUAUUAUAAGCAUCCAAAGUAUGGGGAAGAUCCUCAUUGAAAGCUAUACUUAAAAGUAAUUCAUUAGAGACCUCACAUCAGGAAUAAGAAAAAAGAACCAAAAACCAUGGUAUGAUGGAAAGAGUACUAUACUUGGAGACAGGUGAUUCUGAUGAUUACUAGUUAUGUGACACUAAGCAACCCAGUAUCUCUAAGACUCAGUUUCCUCAUCUGUAAAAUGGGAGAUUAGCUUAGCAUAGGUAAUAGAAAAUCCAAUCUCUAAAACCUAUGACCUGAAUGUAAGAAAAGUUGCACUCAGAGUAGAAAUGUCAUUAUCAACCACAUAAUUCAUAAUCUGUUAUUUUGAUAAAUGUAAAAGAUAUUUAUCAAGAUGUAUUGAAUGUGGCAAGAUUUUAUUUAUUUUGAUACUACAGGCUGCUUUAUUGACUUCACUAUUCAGUAAAAUGUGUCCUGUCUCAAGUUCCCAGAACAUCAAAAUGGCACAGAUGGCAGGUCCUGGAAGACUAAAGACCUACCCCAGGUUCCUAGCCUAUAGGCUCAUUAGCUACUAAAUUGUACUCUUUUUCUCAGCAGUGAGAUGAAGCCAUAGCAUUGAGAAAGAAAAAGAUUUGAUCUCAGCCUACUAACUGGUUCCUUCUCUUAUUCUUUCAACUUCCUUUUUAGAGAGUCUAGAUAUCCUUUGAUUUUCCUUUGCUGUACCUCCCUUCCCCUGCCUAUGCUCAGUCUUCCAUGCUUUCUGUUCUACUGUACAACUUCUUUCAUAUGGUUAUAAGGGGGGUUUCCAGGUGAAUAUAUGGGCUUCUGUCCUUCCUGACUGUCCAUAUUUGAAGAGAAAUGAGGUACUGAAAUCUUUCUUGAAGUGUUCACUAUAGUGCUAGAAUUGUAGUAGAGAGGAAGAUCCCCAGUAGUGGUGGUCUUUAAAGGUCAUGACAGAGGGAUGUUCAUUGUUCUGAUGUUCUGAUAUUCAUUGUUAGGUCAUUACCUUCCCAUCAAUCUAUAUCACUUGUAGCUUCCAUUGUCUCAAUAUUUUUCUACCAAUAUUGGUGCUCUCUGAGUUUUUCAAUUUUUACUUAUUGUCAUCCAAUAUUGCUAUUUUUUCUCCCAAUUUUCCUUGUUUCUGUAUAUUGAAAAAAAAAUCAGUAUGAAUAAGAGGGGAAAAUAUACAACAUUGAAUUUAGAGGAAAAAAUGAAGGUCUUGAGUAGAAUUGAAUCUGGACACUCUCUUAAAAGUGUAAUGGAUGAAUUUGGAAUAAGUAAAUCAACAUUUUAUGACAUUAAAAAAAAUAAGAAAUUGAUUUUGGACUUUGUGUUAAAACAAGAUAUGCCAUUAAUAGGAGCAGAGAAAAGAAAAAGAACAACAGGUGCCAAAUAUGGUGAUGUUGAUGAUGCAGUAUACAUGUGGUACCAACAAAAGCGUUCAGCUGGUGUUCCGGUUAGAGGUGUGGAACUUCAGGCUGCUGCUGAGAGAUUUGCACAGUGUUUUGGUCGAACGGACUUUAAAGCUAGCACUGGUUGGCUUUUCAGAUUUCGAAACAGGCAUGCAAUUGGGAAUCGAAAAGUAUGUGGGGAACAAAUUCUGAAUUCAGUUUCAGAAAAUGUUGAACCUUUUAGACAAAAGCUAUCCAUGAUUAUAAAAGAAGAGAAAUUAUGUCUGGCUCAGGUAUACAAUGAAGAUGAGACAGAUCUCUUUUGGAAGUCAAUGCCAGAAAAUAUUCAGGCAAACAAAAAAGAUAUAUGUAUGCCAGGGCGGAAAAUAAACAAAGAAAGGCUAUCGGCUCUUUUAUGUACAAAUGCAGAUGGGACCCACAAAUUGAAGUCAGUUAUUAUUGGAAAAUCAAAGCAGCCUAAGUCUAUUAAGGAUAAUAUAAAUGCUUUACCAGUAAUAUAUAAAUCCAGUAAAGAUGCAUGGUUCACCAGAGAAUCGUUUUCGGAAUGGUUCUUUCAAAACUUCAUUCCUGAAGUUAGAGAUUUUCAGCUUAAUGUCCUAAGAUUGGAUGAAAAUGAUGUAAAAGCAGUGUUACUCCUAGACAAUUCUCCAGCCCAUCCUUCAGCUGAGUCUCUAAUGAGCAGUGAUGGGAGAAUCAAAUGUAUCUUCUUUCCCCCAAACACUACAUCAUUUAUUCAGCCAAUGAAUCAGGGUGUGAUCUUGAGCUGCAAGCGACUUUAUAGAUGGAAACAGCUUGAAGAAAGCCUAGUAAUUUUUGAUGAGAGUGAUGAAGAACAAGAAACAAGAGGAGAAAAAACAGUUGGAAAAAUCAAAGCCUAUGACAUAAAAAAUGCAGUUUUUAACUGGGCAAAGAGUUGGGAAGAAGUAGAGCAAAUAACAAUAGCAAAUGCAUGGGAAAAUCUACUUUACAAAAAAGAACCAGAAUAUAAUAUUCAAGGCUUAGAAAAUGGUGAUUACAGAGAAAUUCUUAAGCGAUGUGGUGACCUGGAGACAAAUUUAGAUGAUGUCAGGAUGUGGUUAACUGAAGAUAAUGAAGCACAUCACCCCACCAAAAUAGAAGAUGUUACUAGAGAAGUUACCCAGGAAGGAGGAGUUGUUGAAGAGGAGGCAGAACAACAUUCAGCAAAGUUUAAAUUAUCCAGUGUUCAAGAGAAUUUGGACUGUCUUCUUGACUUUGUUGAUGCCACUCCUGAGUUUCAAAGAUUCUAUUUCACCCUCAAAGAGAUGCAACAAGAACUAAUCAAAAAACAAUCCCAGAGAAAAGCCCAUUCUAAAGUUGGUAACUUUUUAAAACCAAGGGUUCAUAAUAUUAAAGAUUCUUUUAACUUGCCUUCAACCUCUGGGUCUAAUAAUUAAGUCUUCAAUGUCAAAAGAAUUGUGUUUGCUAUCUGUUUGAUAUAGCAGGCUUGUUGUGAAUUUUUAAAAAUAUUUAACUUGUCUCAUUACGUAGGAGUGCCCAUUUAUAUCUUUAGUUUAUAAUGUGCAUAGUACUCGAAAGUAAUAAAAAUUUGCAUUUCUUUACAACA